UCCGCGCGCGGCAGAUUCGAAGCGGCGCGGGGAAUGGACGAGGCGGUGGGCGACCUGAAGCAGGCGCUGCCCUGCGUGGCCGAGGCGCCCGCCGUGCACGUGGAGGUGCUGCAGCGCGGCGGCAGCACUGCAAAGAAAGAAGACAUUAAGCUGAGCGUCCGGAAGCUGCUCAAAAGGCACAACAUCGUGUUUGGUGACUACACGUGGACCGAGUUUGAUGAACCUUUUCUGACCAGAAAUGUGCAGUCUGUGUCCAUUGUUGACACAGAACUGAAGGCUAAAGACCCCCAGCCCAUAGACUUGAGUGCCUGUGCGGUCGCGCUCCACAUCUUCCAGCUGAAUGAAGACGGCCCCAGCAGCGAGAACCUGGAGGAGGAGACAGAAAAUAUCAUCGCAGCAAACCACUGGGUGCUGCCUGCAGCUGAGUUCCAUGGGCUCUGGGACAGCCUGGUGUACGACGUGGAAGUCAAGUCGCACCUCCUGGAUUACGUGACGACGACCUUGCUGUUCUCAGACAAGAACGUGGACAGCAACCUCAUCACCUGGAACCGUGUGGUGCUGCUGCACGGGCCUCCAGGAACUGGGAAGACGUCCCUGUGCAAGGCCCUGGCCCAGAAGCUCACCAUCAGACUGUCGAGCAGGUACCGGUAUGGCCAGCUAAUUGAAAUAAACAGCCACAGCCUCUUCUCUAAGUGGUUUUCAGAAAGUGGCAAGCUGGUGACCAGGAUGUUCCAGAAGAUCCAGGACCUGAUUGACGACAAGGAAGCGCUGGUGUUCGUGCUGAUUGACGAGGUGGAGAGUCUCACAGCAGCACGCAGUGCCUGCAGGGCUGGUGCCGAGCCCUCGGAUGCUAUCCGCGUGGUCAACGCCCUCUUGACCCAGAUCGAUCAGAUCAAAAGGCAUUCCAACGUGGUGAUUCUGACCACCUCCAACAUCACCGAGAAGAUCGACGCAGCCUUUGUGGACAGGGCUGACAUCAAGCAGUACAUCGGGCCGCCCUCUGCUGCAGCCAUCUUCAAGAUCUACCUCUCCUGUCUGGAGGAGCUGAUGAAGUGCCAGAUCAUAUACCCCCGCCAGCAGCUUCUGACUCUCCGAGAGCUAGAGAUGAUCGGCUUCAUUGAAAACAACGUGUCCAAGUUGAGCCUCCUUCUGAGUGAAAUUUCAAGGAAGAGCGAGGGCCUGAGUGGCCGGGUCUUGAGGAAGCUCCCUUUCCUGGCUCAUGCACUAUACAUCCAGGCCCCCACCGUCACCAUCGAGGGCUUCCUCCAGGCGCUGUCUCUGGCGGUGGACAAGCAGUUUGAAGAGAAGAAGAAGCUCUCACCCUGUAUUUGACCCUGGGUGGCAUGUCUGUCUCAGCUGCCCUCUGGAACCCACUAACCUACCGGGGUGCACAGGCCAGAGCUCGGGCACAGGUGCCUCGUCGGAGCCAGGACCUGUUCUCGUCAUCUAAAUGCGUGUCAGAGGCAAGCAGCCUGUUCUCUUCGUUGUUUUUAGAAGAUAGUUCAAAUUCCGUUGGCCUCUUUGUAAAGAACUGUCUCAAUGUGUCUGUUUCCAUCCUGUCUGGCCAGUCAGACGCAGGGUGCUCACCAGAGCUGUUGAGAGAAGGGAAGUGGAGCAGGCCUGACCCUAAGCCAGCACAGAGGUGGGAGGGCCCAGCCACCUUCCAACCUGAGUGAUUUAACGGGUCAAGAAAACUGUUCCCAUGUAGCAGAAGUUGGGAAGGAGAUUCCAGGCAGGAAGCCUUGCGUGGCCAGGUGCUGCCUGUUGGAGGGCACUGUGCAAAUGCUCCUGGCCAAGCACCCUACCCCGGCUGAGCCUGCUGGUGCAGG
Messenger RNA from Urocitellus parryii (Arctic ground squirrel), 1829 nucleotides. RefSeq names its product thyroid hormone receptor interactor 13 (gene Trip13). Gene Ontology annotation, biological process: meiotic recombination checkpoint signaling; reciprocal meiotic recombination. NCBI's taxonomy places the organism in Eukaryota, Metazoa, Chordata, Mammalia, Rodentia, Sciuridae. Gene Ontology annotation, cellular component: nucleus; chromosome. The record is from RefSeq and is a predicted model, not a curated record. Gene Ontology annotation, molecular function: ATP hydrolysis activity; ATP binding.